AAUGAAUAAUAAUCCAAUAAAUGACCAAUCACAACCCUUAACUAUAGAUAUCCUCACUAAUGAACAACAACAAAUGCUUCUAGAACGACAGCAUGCAUUGUGUGUAGCUGCUGUACAAAACGUUAAUUUUGCUAAUGUAAAUUUAGAAGCUUCUGCUUUUCAAAGAAGCAGUAGCGUGAUAGUUGUUCCACCUACCCAAGAAAAAGGAACUAAAAGGAAAAGAAAGGAUGAUAAUGGGCAACAAGAAUUACAGCAAAAAAUGCCUAAAAUGACAACACCGGUUAAAAGUCCAAAAGAGGUGUUGGGUGUAAAUCGUUUUAUUAGCCCCUUCUCGGAAGAGGCUAAAAUACCAUUACCGCAUGAAUUGAAUGAAUUGAGCACACACGGAACAACCGUUUGGAAACGAAAUGAACGAGAACGGAUUCGAGUUAGACAAGUUAAUGAUGGUUAUACGAGGUUGAAGAACACUUUGCCUUUGACUGAAAAUGAUCGCCGUCUUAGCAAAGUUGAUACCCUUCGCCUAGCUAUUGCAUAUAUUCACCAUUUGGAAAACUUAAUUAAUGAAGGGGUUAAUCAUCUAAUCGAGUGCCAAUGUUUUAAUUAUGUGAUGGGAGAGUGCAGCAGUGCUGAAAAUACACCUCCACCAAAUUAAGGAUUAAAAUAAAGUGAUUGGGGAAUUUUUCAAAAAAAUUUUCUUCUUUAUUGGUUAAAAGGGGGGUUUUCAUUAGAGCUAGAACUUUUCAAAUAGGGCCCUCUUCUUUUAAAUCAGGGCUCUUUUUCUUUUAAACAGAUUUCCAGGGCUAAAACCUCGAAAACCCGGAUUUUGUCAAGAUACCCGUCAACGACCCAUAAAAUCAGGUUCCGGCCUAGGUCCGAGCUCUAGUUUUUUUACGCUUAAAAAUAUGACAGAACUCGUUAAAUUCUGUAGAAUUCUACUGUGUCAGACCCUUAAUU
This is a messenger RNA of Meloidogyne enterolobii, 954 nucleotides long. NCBI's taxonomy places the organism in Eukaryota, Metazoa, Nematoda, Chromadorea, Rhabditida, Meloidogynidae. The record is from the annotation of a GenBank genome assembly.